GGGGUGGUAGUAUUAGAAGCAAUUGUAAUUCAAUAGCUCAAGGCACACCCUUGUCCGCCAUUGUAAACCGGUCGGUGAAAGAAAUUUCUGUCAAAAAAGGAAUUACCAGUAAUUUACGGAUAUAUUCCUGCAAAAAACACCCAACAUCAAGAUUAUCUUAUAUUAGCAGGUGGACUUAACAGAAGGCAACCAUGCCCAAGCCGGUGAAUGUGCGCGUCACAACUAUGGACGCGGAGCUGGAGUUUGCCAUACAGCCAAACACCACAGGCAAACAGCUCUUUGAUCAGGUUGUGAAAACAAUAGGCCUUAGAGAAAUCUGGUUUUUCGGAUUACAGUAUAUAGACACAAAAGGUUACUCCACAUGGCUCAAGCUCAACAAAAAGGUAUUAAGUCAAGAUGUAAAGAAAGAGACACCAUUGCAGUUCAAAUUCCGUGCCAAAUUCUUCCCCGAGGAUGUCUCUGAGGAACUUAUACAAGAAAUCACACAGAAAAUGUUUUACUUACAAGUAAAAGAUGGUAUUCUCAAUGAUGAGAUCUACUGCCCACCCGAGACUUCCGUUUUGUUGGCAUCAUACGCAUGCCAGGCCAAAUUUGGAGACUAUAAUACCGAAGUGCAUGUAGAAGGCUUCCUUGCCAACGAAAGAAUACUACCAGAAAGAGUGUUCACCCAGCAUAAGUUAACGAGAGACCAGUGGGAGGAGAGGAUCAAGAACUGGUAUGCUGAACACAGAGGCAUGCUGAGGGAAGAUGCAAUGAUGGAAUAUUUGAAAAUUGCGCAAGAUUUGGAGAUGUAUGGUGUAAAUUAUUUUGAAAUCAAGAACAAAAAAGGAACAGAUCUGCUAUUAGGAGUUGACGCUCUCGGUCUUAAUGUAUAUGAAAGUACAGAUAGAUUAACACCAAAAAUUGGUUUUCCAUGGAGUGAAAUCAGAAACAUAUCUUUUAACGACAAAAAGUUUGUCAUUAAACCAAUAGAUAAAAAGGCACCAGACUUUGUAUUUUAUGCACCUAGAUUACGAAUCAACAAGCGUAUAUUAGCUUUAUGUAUGGGUAACCAUGAACUUUACAUGCGUAGAAGAAAACCGGAUACGAUAGAAGUACAACAGAUGAAGGCUCAAGCCCGUGAAGACAAAAUGGCCAAACAGACAGAAAAGGCUCGUCUUGAGAUUGAGAGACAAAAACGUGAUGAUGCAGAACAGAAGAGAAAAGAGCUGGAAGAUAUGUUGGAAAAAUACAAGGAGGAAAGUGAACGCAACAGAAAAGCUCUGGAAGAGUCAAACACCCGUAUUGACAGUCUUUCGAAGGUUGUAGAUGAUUACAAUAAGGCACAGGAAGAUAUUGCAGAACAGAGACGUAAGGCUGAGGAACUGGAGAUGCAGCUUCAGGAGACAGCACACAUGCACGAGGAGGAGAAAGCCAGACUGGAGAGGGAGUACCUUGCAGCAAAGGCAGAAAUUGAACAAAGUGAGUCUAAACUGACUGAGAAGGAUGAUGAGAUGAAUCAGAUGCAAGCAGCAUUGGCAGAAGCUAAGGAGCAAGCCCAGCGUGACCAGGAGGCUCUCUUGCAGGCAAUGUCACAGAUGCACGUCAAGGAUGAGGAAAGCGAACAAGACCAGGAACAUGGAGAUGCCAACUUACAAGAGUAUGAGAAUAUGGAAAACAUGCCUCGGCCAGAGGAAGACAGAGAAAUUGAAAUUGAAAAGAAUAAGAGGCUGCAGCAGCAACUUCUGGAGCUGCAGGCUGAGCUUAAAAAUACCAAGGAUGAAGCUAAACAGACUCGCAACGAUGUUCUCCAUGCUGAAAAUGUGAAGCAGGGACGUGAUAAAUAUAAGACACUGAAGCAGAUCCGUUCUGGAAAUACAAAGAAACGGGUUGACGAGUUUGAGUCAAUGUAAUCUUCAUAUCAUUUUAGAUACUUUAUAUUAUAUUGUAUAACAAGACUACUCAUACACAAUUCACGAAAUGGAAUGUAACUAGAACAGAAUGGAACACACAAACCUUCAGUAUACAACAAGGAUCUUGUGCACAGAGCUAUGCACUGUCAUCGAGCUUAGGCAGCAGUUAUCAGAAUGCAUUUGAAAUGUCACUGUAAACACAGUAUUUCUAGGAGUGCAUCAUUUGAGAAGCUUACUGAAACUUUAAAUGAGAGUUGAUACUUUGUUAAACAUCCAGGAAGACAAUAAGCCUGUCAUUGUUAUGGUUUAUAGAGGUUCUGUAUUUAUGUAUAUGUAUAGGUGAUGUUAAUGUAAAUGCUAGAAAAAAGGAUUGGGCUGUACAGUUGCAUCUAGACAUUCAAGUUUGAUCCCCGGAAGUAACCACCAGUAUAUAUUUUGUUAUUGUUUUACUACAUAAAAAUGGCCUGAAUGAUCAAAUUUGAUUAAGAACGCUUGUUUUCAUACAUAUAUAGGCAAAUGUAAUCUUUAGUGGUAUUAAGUAGAUACAAUGUAUUUUUUUUUUUUUUUUUUUGAGAAGUUUAAGAUUAAACUCUUGAAGAGCUUACAAUCAAUUCCACGAAAUGUUUGUUGAAGUAUUUUGUUAAAGGAUAAAGUUUAUACACUGAAAGUGCUAUAGAAAACUGCCUGUUGAAGAAUGGGACCAAAAUUGCAAAGCAGACAGUAAAAAUAUUGAAAGGAAAAAGUAAAUUUUCCUGCUAUUUUUAUCAUAUAUACAACAAAAUUAUUGUGUGUUUAAUAUAUUGUAUAAAAGGUGUAGGUAUCAGAUACUAGAUGUGUGUUCUAUAUUCUUUCAUUUUAUCCUGAAAGAAAGACUUAAUUGGUAUCAUAGACAUUUAGAGGACAGAAUAAUUCCAUUUGCAUUUUUAGUGUUGAAAUUGUAGUAACAGUCACAUGGAAUUUAGGGACAAUUUUUUUUUCUGAAGUAGGAAUUAAGUAAAGGGCUAGAAUAAACAUUGGUUUAAAUAGCAGGUCUUGUGUAAUAUCGUAAACUGUGCUAUGCAUUGCGAUCAUUGUCUUCCUAGGAAAAUGAAGUUCAUGAAUAUUAAAAUUAAAUUAUAAAUCAUAAUAAUGCAUGCCUUUUGAUGAAAUUUAAUUGAAUAUGAGACCUGAGAAAUCAAUGGUUUAAUUAUUUCAGCCUUAUUUGAAUUCAUUUCAAUUGUAGAUAGAUAUAUAGCCAGGAUCAUGUCUUUUUAAUGCACUCAGCUUUCCUAUUUACCCUUCUUGCAGAGUGAUUGUGUUCAGUCAUAAUUAAUUUGAGCUGUUCUGCAGGAAAAUUGGGCUUAUUGAUCUGAAUGAACAUUGUUUUGAGAUUGGAACAUGUACUGAAAUGAGGCAAGUGAUAUAGCUGUUUGAAUACAAUGUAAAGUUUUGUUUUUUUUCCAUCUUGAAAUAGAAUACAAACUAUGGAAAGCCGACAUGGUGAGUCCUGAUUUUCCUGGAAAGCGGUUCAUUUGUUUGUUAUAUAUAGAUUCAUGAUCAAAUUUGAUUGUUGUUCAUGUAAAAUAUUGCCAGAGAAAAUUAUAUAUUUUUGUGCUAUAUUACACACGUUUGAUAGCUAGGCUUUGUUCAAAUUUUCAUGCAUUCAUACCCCCAUAUUGUUGUACAGAUUUUCUUAGACAAUAAAAACUCAUUUGAUACAAGGAAUGUAGUUUUUUGGCAGUAAGAAUGUUAACGACUUAGUACUUAGAUAAAGACAGCUUAGCCUGGUGUAUUCAAUGCUGAAUGUAUGCCUGCUCAAAAAUAAGCUUUCCAAACCCUUAUGAUACGGUAGAAAUUUCAGCUUUAAUGUAUAUUGUUCAGUACUUGAAGGGUGCAAAACGAAGAUGCCCCUUAUUUUUCACUUGCCAAAUUAAUGCUAUAGAAUAUUGAUUAAAUUGUGAAAUUUUAACAACUGCUCACACUAUAAGUUGAUAUAUUUGAACAUGUUAAAGUCAAUUCAAAUGUUAUGAUACACAACACGUUUUUGAGAUCUAGAGUUAGUUAUGAGUAGCUAUUGAAAUUAUAGUGUAUAUGGAAUUGUGAUGUGAUUUAUAUUCUUUAUCAUUAAGUGAUUUAUAUAUUUUGUUGCUAUGGCAAUAGGUUUCAUUUCAUUGACUCUUGUUUCUAUAGCAACAAAAUGUUUGUAUUCACAAUGCAACAUUUAAACAGAAUUGUUAGUAUGAUUACAUGUAUUAUUUUUGUACGUAAAAUUCCACUAGCCUUAAACCAUAUAAGCAGUAAGUAACAACCUUUUAAUAUUUUGUAUGUAACAAGAUAUUCUUGUUGUCCGUUUUCUUUCCUGUGAAAUCACAAGUAAUGGCCAGUGCUUCUCUUUCCCUCCCUCUCUCUCUUCAGCCUUGGUUAAAUCUGUGUAGACCGGCAUUCAUUUUGUCUAUAUGUGAAGCUUCUAUACUUUCUGCAAGUCAGAUAUGUGAACCCUAUGAUAUUUAAAUAAAUUGAAACGGACUACGGCAAUUUCUUACUGAUUUUCUACAGUAAUAGUCAGUGUUUCUGCUUGUUCUACAGCAUAUAUUUGUGUUUGUAGUCUGUCUCAUUCAUAUUGGUGAUAACUUGUACAGAUUUCACAAACCAUGUUAUUUGAUAAAAAAAAGACUUGUAUAAUCUAUCUCUUGAAAGCAAAACUAAUAAAUUUAAAUCAUUCCAAAA
This is a messenger RNA of Mercenaria mercenaria, 4598 nucleotides long. RefSeq names its product radixin-like. The record is from RefSeq and is a predicted model, not a curated record. The transcript has 14 exons. Gene Ontology annotation, cellular component: filopodium; plasma membrane; adherens junction. Gene Ontology annotation, molecular function: cell adhesion molecule binding; actin binding. Lineage: Eukaryota; Metazoa; Mollusca; Bivalvia; Venerida; Veneridae. Gene Ontology annotation, biological process: regulation of organelle assembly; positive regulation of protein localization to early endosome; regulation of cell shape. The coding region runs from base 192 to 1892 and encodes 566 amino acids.